Messenger RNA from Lolium perenne, 1094 nucleotides. Lineage: Eukaryota; Viridiplantae; Streptophyta; Magnoliopsida; Poales; Poaceae. The record is from RefSeq and is a predicted model, not a curated record.
AUGCUUGACAUCAUUAAGAAGUCACAAUUCGGUACAAACAUGCUGAAGAUGCAGCUAACAAAGCUUUCAUACAAACAGCUUUGUGAACAGCUCAUGUGCAAGGCUCUUUUUCAUGAAAAAGAAAAUUUAAUUGAACUUCGUCUCAGGUGUGGAUCACUUUGGAUCAAUGAGAAGGUCAUUCAGCAUGUUCUUGACUUGUCUCGUGGAAGUGAUAAGAAGUCUCAAGCUUCAGAGGAUGUGGUGGAAAGAGAGUACGAAGAGAUGUGGAAGCUACUAUAUACCGUAUCUGCUAAGUACCCAGAAGAGUCAAUAGGCAGAAGCAAAAAACAACAGCAGAAAUCACCUCACCAAAGGAGUGGUUUUUCAAAAGAGGCCAGCAGCAGCAAAAGAAGGGAACCCCCUGUGGACUAUAGGGAACAAAGAACAAUGUUCAGCCCGACAAAGAUUGAAUGUUUGUUCAAUCAUUGUAAAGAGGAAGAAUUCAGAGAUCUUGCUACGGACCUUAGGCUCGUCAGACUUUUAUUUGAAGUAAUAGUAGAGAGAUUGCUACUGCCAGGCCAUGGUACGUUUGUAACCAAAGCUGCAGUUAGAUAUGCAUAUCAUGUAGACAAAAUAGAUGAGCUGGACUGGGCAUAUCUGGUUUUCAAAAAAAUGAAGAAAGAUUUGAAUCUGAUGCAUAAGAAAGGCGGGCUGAAAUGUAUGGCUUGUUGUGUGCCUGUGUUUAUGAUUUGUUUGGCGGACUGUACUGAAGGUAAUCAUGUGGAAAUGGAAUCAUCAGGGAGAAUUUACUGCUAUUCAAAUGAAUCGCUCCAGAAAAUUCUCGAAAAUCCAUAUCAGAAAAGGGCGGUUGGGGGGGGACAGGAAUUUGAUCUCACUAGAUGAUCUUAAUGUAAGUACAAAUCAUAUAUUAAUAUGACUACAAAUUUGCAAAUCACGUGUUACCAUUCUAUAAUGAUUUCUUUAUGUUCUUUUCAGUUGAUUAACUGGGAUAGCAGCUGCUACGGAACCCUUGUAGAGCUGCCUUCUCCUUUGAUUGAAUAUAAAAUGUACAAGAAGAUGGUUGAGGGAAGACAUCGUCAGAAAAUUUAUUUUAA